Athalia rosae (coleseed sawfly) is the source of this 1228-nucleotide messenger RNA. It is a transcript of the gene Sc2, whose product is annotated as very-long-chain enoyl-CoA reductase. Lineage: Eukaryota; Metazoa; Arthropoda; Insecta; Hymenoptera; Athaliidae. Gene Ontology annotation, molecular function: oxidoreductase activity, acting on the CH-CH group of donors; protein binding. The transcript is spliced from 5 exons. Gene Ontology annotation, biological process: very long-chain fatty acid biosynthetic process. The coding region runs from base 154 to 1056 and encodes 300 amino acids. The record is from RefSeq and is a predicted model, not a curated record.
ACUGAAAUACAUGUCGACAUCACGAUGGCAGUGCCCCUCGGCAGUACCUCAAAGAAGCUUCCCUGAAUGAGCUGAGUCAGAACCGAGGGACGAUCGCGACUGAAUCCGGUAGAUAUUUCAAACGGAAAGCCCAGUUGUUCCGAAAUUAACGCGAUGGAGAUCGAGGUCGUCAGCGCGGGGAGCUCUAAGCUCAUAUCAAUGGUGAAUGUCACCACUGACAGUACCAUAGGUGAGAUCAAGCAGCAAUUAUAUAAGCUGAAAAAGGCACCUUACCCAGCUCGACAGAGCUUACGUUCAGAAGCUAAGGGGAAAUCUUUAGCGGAUACAGAGACUACAAAAUCGUUGGGUCUUAGAGCUGGUAGCAAACUCUACUUCAAGGACCUUGGUCCUCAAAUUGGGUGGAGAACUGUAUUCCUUGUUGAAUACGCUGGACCAAUUUUUGUGUACCUGUGGCUGUAUCAGCGCCCCUGGUUGUUCUAUGGCGACGUUACUGUAAAAAAAGUUGAACAGGUUGUGAACUGGGCAGCAAUUACAUGGACAAUACACUACGCCAAGCGGCUUUUUGAAACGGUUUUUAUACACCGUUUCAGCCAUGGUACAAUGCCAUUACGAAAUCUUUUCAAGAAUUGCUCCUAUUACUGGCUAUUUGCUAUGUAUGUAGCUUAUCACAUCAAUCAUCCGCUGUAUACUGCACCAGAUCUAUCGCUCUCAUAUAUCGGUCUUACAAUCUUUGCCGUCUGUGAAUUGGGGAAUUUGAGCAUCCAUCUGGCUCUGCGAAAUCUUAGACCAGCUGGGACAACAGUUCGAAAGAUUCCAGUUGCUACUGGAAAUCCUUUAACUGCUCUUUUCAACUUCGUAUCAUGUCCUAAUUACACUUAUGAAUUCGGAAGUUGGGUCGGCUUCACCAUCAUGACAAAGUGCCUUCCAGCGGGAAUAUUCGCAUUAGCUGGGAUGUACCAAAUGACUAUGUGGGCACUGGGAAAGCAUAGGGCAUACAAAAAGGAAUUCUCAAACUACCCACGCAGCAGGACGGCUAUUCUGCCUUUCAUUCUUUAACAUCAUACCUCAUUCAACAAUGGAUCCUAGGAAUGGAACGUGACGUAAAUAAAUACCUAUUAGUUUUUGUUUUUUUUUCUAAUUUGAAGCCCCAAUGAUCUCUGACUGCGCAGAGCAUUCCACAGGACUUGUAGUUGCUGUUGCUAUAUAAUAAACAAAACUUUUAUAUCAA